Dendroctonus ponderosae (mountain pine beetle) is the source of this 2945-nucleotide messenger RNA. RefSeq names its product histone acetyltransferase KAT2A. The transcript is spliced from 14 exons. Gene Ontology annotation, molecular function: protein binding; histone H3 acetyltransferase activity. Lineage: Eukaryota; Metazoa; Arthropoda; Insecta; Coleoptera; Curculionidae. Bases 228 to 2558 code for a protein of 776 amino acids. The record is from RefSeq and is a predicted model, not a curated record. Gene Ontology annotation, cellular component: nucleus; histone acetyltransferase complex. Gene Ontology annotation, biological process: chromatin remodeling; positive regulation of transcription by RNA polymerase II.
AUCACAAAAUGUCAAUAUUGGCAAGAGUGACAGACAUGAUGACAUUUCCAAUGUUUUGAAAACAUCCAGAACUUCCAAUAAUUUACAAAUUGAGCGCGUUACAAGCUGGAACUUGAGUCUCAAAGUAUAAUUGUGGAGAAGUGUGAGGCGACGAUACAUUAUUUUCUAAGUGCGGCCACUUUGGGUGUCCUAACCCCAUUCUUGUGUCCCCGUUCAUAACUUUGGGCAUGGAAGCCUCCUCUUCAGCCGCGGCUCAGGAGCCUGAAAACGGCAGCGAAGAAAAGAAGCCCCAGAAGCAGACGAGCCGGUUUAGUAACCUGCAGAACAUUCGACAGAAAAAGCAGCAGUUGUUAUUGCUGCCCAUGAGCAAGAAGUUACAAAGGCUUGCCAUGUAUUCUAAGUGCCAGGAACAAAAUUGCGAUUGUAUCGGCUGGAAAAGGCCUGUGAAGACAGAAAAUCCACCUGCUCCUGAAUUUGACGAUCCUUGUCGAUGCGGCCAUUUAUUAGAACUGCAUGUAUCACAUCUCAGAGCGAAACCCGAAGAAACUAUUAAUUGGCUAUUAGGAAUGGCCUCGGAUGUGGAUAUGGUGCAAGCUGCCAUGUCUAAGCAGAAGAACCCAGAAACGCGAAAAGUGUACUUGUAUAUUUUCACGGUCUUAAGGAAUUCCGUUUUAACAUUGGAAAAACCUGUAGUGGAUGGUCCGGUGGGACAACCGCCUUUCGAAAAACCCAGCAUUCAAAAGGCAGUUACGAAUCUACUGGUAUAUAAAUACUCUCAUAUUGGCCAGGAGCUGAAGACGAUGUACGAACUAGUCAAGCUGCUUUUCCAUUGCUUGAACACAUGGGACUUUCCAGCGCCCAGCAGCCAAAAGUAUCUUGUAAGCCCAGAAGAGGCCAGCCUGUAUACCAUCGAAUAUACCAGGUGGUUAAUUUUUUGCCACAUUCCCACGUUCUGCGAUUCGUUGCCACACUAUGAGACAACGCAAGUGUUUGGGCGCCGGCUACUCAGAGCGGUAUUUAAGUACAUCCGCAAGCAAAUGAUGGACCAGUUUCACAAGGAAAGAGACUCCAUGUCUCCAGAAAAAAAGAUCAUGCUUCUCAAUCAUUUUCCACCGUUCCUGAAUCAACUCGACGAAGAAAUUUACUCACCAAAUUCUCCCAUUUGGGACCCUGAAUUCAAAGCUCAACCAAUCACCUUCCCAUUGGAGAGUGGUAAAGGAAAUCGAAGUAGUGUUUGCUUGAGAAAAGGGGAACCUGAGCGCGUAUCUGGGAGUGGGGGCGAGAAAAGUGCAGCUUCGACCACAUCAGUUUCGCCAGGAAAAACGGUGAAGUCCUCAGACUCCCAAAGAGACGCAAAAAGGAGAAAACUCGCACCGGAAGAAGUAUUCGAGGAUCUUCCGAGAGAAACCGUGGAACAGAUUACUAGCAUUAUUGACGAUCCUAAUUACAUGAGUGGAACGGACGUGUUUUCUGAAAAUUCCGCAGCCACAGACGAAGCCCCGAAAAACGAAGAAAAAAAUGGCAUAAUUCAACUGCACUUGAUUGGAAACAGUUUGACUCAGCCCGUGUCGAAACAAGUCAUGUUGUGGCUGAUCGGGUUGAAGAACGUGUUUUCCCACCAGUUGCCCAGAAUGCCAGAAGAAUACAUCACUUUGCUGCUAUUUGAUCCUAAACACCGGACGAUUGCUUUGGUGAAAAACAACCAGCCAAUCGGAGGCAUCUGCUUCCGGCCGUUUUUCACGCAAGGUUUCACUGAGAUCGUUUUUUGCGCUCUAAUUUCGCGGGAGCAAAUCAAAGGCUACGGCACUCACAUGAUGAAUCACCUCAAAGAUUAUCACGUUUCUAAGGGCAUUUAUCAUUGUUUGACAUAUGCGGACAAAGAAGCUAUUGGUUACUUUGAACGGCAAGGAUUUUCCGACCACAUCAAGUUGAACGCUUCAGUUUACCAAGGAUACAUCAAGGAGUAUGAAGCCGCGACCCUGAUGCAUUGCGAGUUGAAUCCGAAGAUUAUUUACACUCAAGCCACCAAUGUGUUGCAGAGGCAGAAGAAAUUUAUCAAGCAACUCAUAUGCCAGCAGCAGAAAACGGUGUCGAAAGUACACCCAGGGAUAACUUUUUUUAAAGACGGCGUGAAAAGUAUUCCAGUUGAAUCAAUACCCGGCCUAGAAGAAACAGGCUACAAGCCCGCUACCAGAGUGACUAGAGGACAGCUUUUAGAGGAAUCUCAGGACAUAGAUACCCUUGCCAAUAUGCUGAAAACCGUACUUAAUGCUGUAAAGAAUCACGAAGCUUCCUGGCCGUUUAGACUGCCAGUGAUCAAAGCCGACGUUAAGGACUAUUAUGACCAUAUCAAAUACCCAAUGGACCUCAAAACCAUGACCGAAAGACUUAAGGCCAAGUAUUACGUUUCUCGACGCCUGUUUAUCGCCGAUAUGAUGAGAAUUUUCACCAAUUGUAAAAUCUACAACGCCCCAGAAACCCCCUAUUAUGAAUGUGCGGUUACUUUGCAGCAUUAUUUUCAGACCAGGAUGAAAGAGCUCGGAUUAUGGGACAAAUAAAUACGCUCUAUCUCCUAUUGCCGCAAAGGCCGCUUUCACUUUGGACUUGAUGACUUCCAACUGUCCAGGCGGUACCGGUUUUCCAGCAGGAUAGUGGAACCUGGGAAUGUUAACAUUCCGAUGGGCCCGCACGUGCCUUUGGAGAGUCGUGUGUUGCAAGGAGGCUUGCUUUGGUAAAGGCUAAAAACAAUAUAUUGCAUAGAAGAACCACGUGUAACUAAACACCUGACUGGGCUGAAAACAUGUAUCAAAUGUAAAUAAGUGCAAACAGAAAUUCGUUCUGAAAACAGUUAACAUGCGAAUUGUUAAUGUAAGGAACAUCUUGCGUAUGGUAGACAUGAGCGAAGGAAUUUGAAUUAAAAUAAAUAGUCCAAUUGGCAUGUUUUA